UUUUUUUUUAUUUCAAACAAAAAGCAAGUGUACGUGCAAAAAAUGUUUCAUUGUGGUUUAAUGGGGAUUUUGUACCGAACUAUUUGUUGGCCGGGCACUGUUGCUUGACAAAAACCCCCACAGUGAUUAGGACAGAGUUAUUAGGAGCUGUAACAAGAUGCUUGUAGAAUUUAGUUACUUCUGAACAGAGCCAAGGUCAGUGUUUUCCCAUUUUUUGCAGUGUUUGGCUCGCCAACAGUUUGCAGCGGCCUCUCAUGGCAGUGGUAUUAAUCUUGCAAGAGCAUAAAUUUGCUUAUUUCCCAAAAGUGACCUGUUCCUUUAAAAGGAAGGAUACACUCUUCACUGGCAGGCAACAGAGCAUGAACCUGGGGUCUCGGUGUCAAAGAUGAAGAUGUGUUGAGCCUGUCUUUACAACCCUUAUGUUUCACUUCACCAUAUGAACAUGAUUUUGUCAACUGGCAAAAAAACGGAACAUUUUUAUUUACUGCGACUCCAAGGGAGACUUGACUUCAUGGUCGAUUUCAAAUUGUGUUUUGAUAAACUAGACAGGUUACACAGGGACAUACAGUAUGUUUUUCUGCCUGCCUGGCCAAAGAGGAGCAAAAUACUUUGCCAGCAAGUCAGUAGUGUUAAUUUGUCUUCAUCCAGCCCACUCAGGUAAGUUUGCUAAAGGGUAGACAGAUUCUCAGAAUUCAAAUCAACACAUUGAAAAACAGAUGUACAGCCCGCCCCCUAACUCAAAGAGAAACGCAGGCCACAUAUUUUUGACAUGUAGUGAUACACAUUUGGCCACAUUGUGUAAAGUGUUGUGGUCCAAAUAGCAGCUUUAACUUAGCCGUUUGGCAUCUCCAUAUACAUUUACAUACAUUUUGCUUCAAUGAGAAAAUGACGACAACAAAAAAACAAUAAUCACGUCCUCAACCACACGUCCAAAACCUUUUGUCAGCUUGGUCUGAAGAGCCGACAAAAAUACAUGUAAUUUCGCCUGUUGCCACUAGACGGGGUGAGAGACGGGGAGCGGGGGUUUGUCAACUGCCUGCCCAUAAUAACCACCAGACAUGACUCAUCCAGCGUGGAAUACCACAGCAGCCACAGACAGGUCUCUGGCAGACAAGGAGCAGAAAUUCGACUCUUCAGCAGAGUUUGUGAAUGGGACAGGAAUGAGCAAAACCAGGGUAGAUUUAAUAGUGCUGCGAUACGUUUCAAAGAUGUCGGAGUUUUGAAAAUUCAUUGAGUGUUUGGUUUGGCCUGUUUAUAAAAGUCAAGUGGCUAAAUACUGUGUGUUUUUAUUGAUAAGAUCUAACGGACUAACCAAGAAGAACUUUUUCUCCUUGCUUGCCUUCGUUUCUUUUGUUUAACUCCUCGUUGGUUUCCGUGAUUCUUUGGCCAACGUCCUGCUCAUCAAGUCAUCACGUGGAGUUCCUCAAACACAGCGCAGGGACAACAUAUCACCUCGUCAGAUAUGAUUUUAGCUCUGAUCAUCGUCAUUCUUGCCCAGACUUCCCCCGUGGAGAGCACCACUCAGUUUGAAGACAAACACAUGUUGGACAGUCAAAUUGUUAUUUGCUUAUGUGGAGUCCGUCCAAGGCUGGAGGGCCUGUAGAGCCAAGAGUCUAAUCUGUGGGCAUAAGGAAUAACACAGAAAUAACAUAUUGUACAACUUAAAGUAUGGCAGGGGAGCAAACUGUGAGCGGUCACAUUACAUGAAAACAGCAGGCAGGAAGUGUUUUGCAACAGCGGAAAAUCUUCAGGUCCAGUCUGACCACCAGACGGUCACACUUCAUCUGGCCUGAAGGCUGCGGUCAGUGAAUGGAUACCUUCCCCAUCAUAAGGUUGGAUACACUGUCAUACAUUUGUCUCUGGCUGCCCCCCCCACACACACACACACACUUUUCUCCCGUUUCUUAUUUAUUCCUCCCUUUCCUUCCUCUCCUUUCCUUCUUUCCUGCUUAACAACCUUACCUCAUCACAAGUUUUUACCUCUACACCCCCCCCCCACUUUACCUUUCUAACAUUCUCAUUCCUCCCACUCUCACCCUCUUUCUCUCUCUGUUUGUGGUCAGUCACACUUAAUCUAGCUCCAUCCAUCUGUUUCUCUUCAUUCGUUUAGUCCGGUCUGUUUUCGAUUAAGAUUACAUCAGGCUUUGACCUAUUAGUGUGCCGUGAUCCUUUUGAAGUCAUUUUGUGGUUACAGGUUAAGCUCAAACCCCACCACUCUUCUUACUCUACAUAAUACAGACAGUAUUUGGAGGAGGGGGGAAAAACGGUAUAGGUUCUUAAAACUUUUUAGCCUGGGACCAAAAUGACUUUUUCCCCCCCCUGGGAUCCAGGAUCAUUAAAUCAUACAAGAGUUCUUGUCAUGUGGAGACCCGCGAGAGGCGGGCCUGCACCCCAUUUUAGGUCCCAACCUAUAAUCCAACCUAGCAAUCUGUGAACUGGAAUAUAUUGUUCAUUUAACCUCAUAGCUGUAGGAUUUUGAUUAUAUUUUUAAGAUGACUUUCCCGACCAGAGAAUUUCUGUUCCUUAUUAGGGCUGUAGUUCAAAGUCAAGCUCGUUUUUCCCACUAAACAUGACGCAGACCUCCUAUAGAAAAUAAUGUGUCUUCAGGAACCAAAUGAGAAAUGUAACUAUUGACAUGACGCUCAUUAAAACCAUUAUUAAUGCUGUUCUUUAUUUUUUGGAGACCACGCACGAAGACCUGCAGAUCCUAAAAUCUAGCAGGAUAUAAAUCGGAUAUACAUCCUCAUUUCCUAACUUUAGUACUGAUCCCUUAUAUUGCCCCCUCCGUCAUCUUUGAUCAGUUGGCUACUGAAUAAAAUGUCGGUGUUCAUUUCCAGAUGUCCAUCAAGAUAUCAUCUCUGAAACCUCAAAGUUAACUCCCCUUUUUUUUUUCCUGCACUUGGAGGCCCGUGAAUAGAAAUUGAAUGAAAUGUUAAACUGUACAUCAUCAUUAUUCCUGGGUCAAAGCUCGGGUAAGUAGCCAAUUGGCCGCGUCGUGAUGCUAAACUGACAUAUAUUGGCCAAAUUGUGGCAGGGUAGGAUGUUAAAGUCAUUUAGACUCAUCAGGCUAAGUGGACACAGUUGACUGAGAGGUCUCGAACCUCCCCACGUCUGGUUGCGGGUAGAUUUCGGUGCCAACAAUUCUCAAUUAGAGCAGUGGAUGAGAGGACAUCUGGUGUGUCUGCUUGACAUAUGUUCAUGGACGUACGCCAACGGGCCUGAGUUCGUUUAUCAAAUGAACCAUACAUGUCCAUCUUUUCAACAGAUAGACAUGGACCAUUUAGCACUUCAGUCAAUCGUGAUGGUCUCUGAUUGUACCAAUGCCGUGACAGUGUCGGAGAAGACACCAUAUGUCCGAUCACUAGGUUUUCAGCAAUGGGUAACAUUGAGUAAUUAUAUGCAGUAAUUAUUAUUUUCACACAAACAAUUAGUCAAGUAUGAUAUAUGAAGGAUGAAGUCUUUAUUUGGACUAUCUAUAUUACCGUCAUUAAAUCAUACUGACAAUUAUAGGGACUGUCUGUAAUGUCUGUAAGCAUGUAUAAUAAAAUGUGGGACACAUCACAAGAGGGUUCACGCUGAAAUUGAACUUUAAUUAAACAUAUACCAGGUUAAGUGCACAGACAGGCAGUCAGAGUAAACAAAAUAAUUGCAUGAUGGGUUAUAAAUGCGAGACAGAAACACGGGACAAUUGCUGGAAGGCUUGAUGCUGAAGAUGAUCUGGUAGUCGAGCUUAAAUACUAUUGAAGAAGUGAAUAAAUGGGGAACACGUGUAAAUGAUUAGGGCAUGACUAGCAAUCACAACCACAAGUGAGGAUGUCUGCAAUGAGGGAGAGUGGAGCGUGUUUCAAAAUCAAACAAGACAUGGCGACAAGCAACCUUUUCCCUCCAUUUGUGCAUCAAACUAAAAAUGAAACAGACAAAGUGAGUCACAGUAGGUCAGUGCAGUCAGCUGUUAACCAUAAUGAUGGUGAUGGGGCAGCCCAUGCCCAAGAGGAAAGGAAUUGGGCUUGUGACCAGAGGGUCACCGGUUAAAAACCCAGGUCAAGGGCUGAGGUGCACCCUGAGCAAGGCACCCAAUCCCCCACUGCUCCUGUGCCCUGCCUGUGUGUUCACUACUGGUGUGUAAUUAGGAUGCUGAGGUCAAAGUCACGAUCACUAAUUGGUGUGUGUGCAAAAAUAACUCAUUCUAAUUUUAAACACAGCUAACGGUGACACACGUUUGUUGGAAAGUGAAACUGUGCUGAAGAGGAAGUGACUGAAUAUUGGACAUAAAUAAGCAAAUCUAAUUUGCUGUCAGGUCUAAAAGGUGUUACAUCUGUUAUACUUAAGUAUCAGGAAAAUCAAUGUUUUCAACAUUAUGAUUAUUAUCAUGAUACAUAGACUUAAAAUUAAGUUUGGGUUCAGUAUGUAAUCUUUAGUAACUUUCUUAUUAUAGACUGAAACUGACACAAUCACAUGGAUGUCACAUCUCAACUGACCAACAAAAGGAGAAGUGAGAAGAAAAGUGAAAAUAGAAACAGCUGGAGGAUCAGACACUAGUUAAGUGAAUUUACAAACAUGAAUACCCCCUCCUCCUCUUCCUCCUCCUCUCCUCCCCCCUCUUCCUCCCCCUCCUCCUCCUCCUGCUCUCUUCUGCUUUUGGCUCCCCUCACAUUACCACAUCACCAUGCAUCUGUCACUCCUAUAAAAAUCCCACUCAUCACAGUACGAGUGGCAGGCAUCGCCCACGAUUCUCUCUGUUUGACUGGCUGAGGUGAAUGAAGAUAUUAUAAGAGAGCUCGUGUCAGCGGAGAUGUUGGCAGGUGCGCUAGUUCUGGGCAUCAUCCUAACAGCUUUACCAGGUAUCCAGAGCAGGUGGAGUGUGACAUUUUCUAGGAAGGAGAUCUGUGUGUGGGCCGGGACCACUGUCACUCUGCCCUGUCGCUAUGACUACCCAUCAGGCCACACUGUAAAGCGAGUCAUGUGGUUCCGAGUGUCUGCAGAGGGUCGCAGGGAGUUCACCCACCACACUGACACAAACCAGAUCAGUCUGUCAUACCGUGGGCGCACACGCUACAUUGGGGGCAGCUACUCCAGCUGCUCAGUCCAGAUUCGAGGUGUGAAGCUGAGUGACGCGGGUCAGUACCACUUCAGGUUCGAGACGGACCAGCAACUGGGCCGAUGGACCUCCCCGGACACGAUUAGUCUGGACGUAACAGACCUGCAGGUCCAGGUGCAUCCAGCCAGACCCGCCAACAUGUUUGGCUUUGGAGAGACAGUGUAUGUAGGCUGCCAGGCCAGCGGAUGUGCAGCACCAGGAAGGAGUCUGGCUCUCUACAGGAAUGGAAUAAACCUCGGCUCCUACGAGAAAUGGAUGAUCAUCACCCGCUUUGACCGGCAGCAAGGUGGAGCAUACACCUGUCGCCCGAUCCCACCACAGAAUGUGCAGUCCCCGUCCGUCUCCCUGGCUCUGGGACAUGGUCCUCAUUCCACGUCAAUCGCAGUCUUUCCUGGAGGGGAGGUGACUGAAGGGGGGUCCGUCACUCUGACCUGCAGUAGUGACGCAGCUCCACCUGUAGAGAGCUUUGCUUGGUUUAAAGACAUGGAGAGUGGCAGCAUCCCAGACAGUUUCAGGCCUCGGCUCCAUCUGUCCCAGCUCAAAUACACAGACAGAGGAGAAUACUUCUGUGUAGCGCGCAACUCACUGGGAACAGAUCGCUCUCAACCGCUGCUGCUCAAUGUCACUUAUUCUCCAAAGAGCACACAUGUGCUGGUGAGUCCUCGAGGCGACAUCAGAGAAGGUUCAUAUGUCAACCUGAGCUGCGUCAGCCAGGCCAACCCUCUCACAAACAGGUACGCUUGGUAUCAUAUUCUAGGAGAUCAGGUGUUGGCUAAAGGAACACUUCAGAACUUGACGUUCACAUCAGUACGUGCUCACCAUGCUGGUCAGUACUACUGCACGGCGUCAAACGGAUUAGGAUACCAGAGUUCCCCGGUCGCGACACUCGCUGUGCUCUACCCUCCCAAGAACACCUCGGUUCUGGCUCGUCCCUCUAGUGUGGUGGAUGCGGGCCGACCGCUGACUCUGAUGUGCAGCAGUCAGGGCAACCCAGUAGUGGACAACUUCACAUGGCACCGUCUCUCUCUGGACGGGGGCUCUGUACAAUCCUGGGGCAGCAAGUCUGGUCCUGUUUUCACCUUCUCGGAGGUCGGCCCCGGGGAGAGCGGCCAGUACUACUGUGAGGCCAGGAACCGAAUCGGAGCCCACAGGUCUCCAGUCCUCACCGUACGAGUCAGAGGUCGUCUCAAGGUCAUUGCCCUGGCAUCAGCAGUGGGCGUGUCUGCUGCACUCAUCACUCUGACAGUGGCCAUUAUGAUCAGUAAGAACAUGCACAGAGUAGACAUGGAGUCAGCAGAAGUAGUAAACAAGCGUCCGUCAGUGACAGCUGACACCAUGUUCUAUGAGUCAGCACAACAGACCUUCCCUGUGAGAAAGGGCAAGAUGUCUGACAUCCCCGUGAGCAACAAAUCUGACUCAUUAUUACAAUUGAUCUCAAUGUUUGAUAGUUUGUUUUCGUGUCCAUACAUACAUGUAUGUUUAUUUGUGCAGGAAGAACCAGAGGAUUUGAGUGACAGCUCCCACCCCUCCAUCGUCCCUCUGAAGGAUGCACCACCAAUCCCAGAGGCGGAAACUUGCAAUCCUGCCUCCACCUACAUCACUGUCCACUACUCCAGAUUAUCCAGUUCAGACCAAGUGCAGUUCCAAAACAUGCCACUGGGUGGCGACCGAAAACCAAAGGACUCCUCAAAGUGUGUUUACUCCUUACUGCCCCAGACUCGUCCCUGAACACAAGAGACAGCUGAAUGAAAUGCCAGCCUUCGUCACUGUGCUUCCAUUUGCCCAGCAAGGACUGAGAAAAGCAGAAACAAACACUUAAUAUGCCUUACUUACACUCUUCUGGGUCACACACACGUAUUCUAAAACUCUCUGUGGUUCUUCGGUCCAUGAAGGCAACGCGUGGACCUGCUGCUGACUGGAAGUCCUGCCUUUGCACCGUGUUGCAUGUCUCUCCUGUUUUUUAUCAGUUUUUUUUAUCAUAUUAAGUAUCUUAUCGCAAUAAUAUGUCUUAUGAAGAGAAAAUGAGAAAGUAUAAAACAUCAGUAAUAAUUUCAACUGCAUUCAAAUCCACUGGACAGGUCAUAGCCACUGUUGCUUUUUCGUUCAUGCUUGACACUAAAAAAUUGCCACCUAGAAUAUGUAGAUGACACAGUGCGAGUGCUUGCCACUUUAACCUUUGCAUCCACAGAUUACAGAUUAUCAUUUGUAUUCAAAUGUAAUGGUUUACAUUAAAAUUGACAGAGUGGUAAUACGGUCUCUUUGGUGCAUUUCUCACAUCCUACUUAACAGAGCUGGCCCUGGGCAUAGGCAGUAUAGGCAAAUGCUAGGG
Solea solea (common sole) is the source of this 7427-nucleotide messenger RNA. RefSeq names its product B-cell receptor CD22. Lineage: Eukaryota; Metazoa; Chordata; Actinopteri; Pleuronectiformes; Soleidae. The transcript has 18 exons. The record is from RefSeq and is a predicted model, not a curated record. The coding region runs from base 4793 to 6826 and encodes 677 amino acids.